Messenger RNA from Amyelois transitella, 2348 nucleotides. Its product is annotated as ras-related and estrogen-regulated growth inhibitor. Bases 268 to 1251 code for a protein of 327 amino acids. The record is from RefSeq and is a predicted model, not a curated record. NCBI's taxonomy places the organism in Eukaryota, Metazoa, Arthropoda, Insecta, Lepidoptera, Pyralidae. The transcript has 7 exons. Gene Ontology annotation, molecular function: GTPase activity; GTP binding.
GGUGCUCUCGUGACGUUUAAACUGAUAUUUUGCCUUCAUUUCCGCUGGAAAUAUUCAAAGUUUAUAUGAAUAGUGGAGGCUUUACAGAUAUUAAAUUCAGGAGUUACAGUUCAAUAUAGGGUCUGUAAGAAUUUAUAUUAUGGAAUGUCAAGAUAUUUAUGAAAACAGAAUUUAUCCUGAAGUUUUGUACCUGUUUAUCAAUAUAUGAAAAAAAAGUCCAAUCAGACUUACGAGUAUACGCGAAUAGAAACUUAACAUGUAAUUGUAAUGGCAAUAGUAGUGGCAAUGAACUCUACCACGACUCCAAAGUCAUCCCUGGCUAAGCUUGUUCUUUACCCAAAACCAAAACCUUUUAAAGUAAUGGUUCUCGGACAAUCUGGAGUCGGCAAGUCGGCACUUGUAGUAAGAUUUAUUACAAGACGUUUUAUCGGAGACUACGACCCCAAUUUGGAAAAAAUAUACGCAUUUCAGACUGUAAUUGACAACGAGAUGGUUUAUUUUGAAAUAUUAGACUCUGCGGGCGAAUCACAUGAAAGCGAGUAUGCGAACUUGGAAAGCAACAUUCGGUGGGCGGAGGCUUUUAUUCUCAUGUAUUCAGUAACGGACAAAUGCUCCUUCGACGAAUGCCAUCGGCUCAAAUUUCUCAUCAACUAUAACAAAAGGCGGCGAAGGCUCUCUUCUUCGAUAAAGGACGGCCCGCCGGAGACACCAGUGGUGUUGGUGGGCAACAAGGCGGACCAAGCCGGCGACCGCAUGGUGUCCACAGAAGAAGGCCAGCGGCGCAGCAAGGAGAUUGGCUGCGUCUGCUUCCACGAGAUCUCCGUUAGGGAAAGCAUUGAUCAGGUGUGGGGAGUAUUCCGUGAUGCCCGCAGAUUCUGGCGCGUGGGCAGCAAGUGGAGCCGCGGCCGGCCGGACGCCGACAUCCACCCGGCCGCGUUGGGCCGGCCGCUCGCUCGCGCUGUCUCCGACACUGCCUCGGAGACUGUCUCCACUCCCUCGGCCACAUUUGUACGUCGCUGGACCGAAGAAGAGUUAGAAGAGGAGGACGAAAUCGGCAUGGCUCGAAGCGACUCCACGUCGUCUUCUGGGAAGUCGGAGUGCCCGGAGGAAUUCCGCGCCCGCGCCAGCACAGACUCCCGGUUGCCCCCGCGCCCCGCGAGACCUCGCCACCCGCAGCCCGGCAGACCCCUACCCACUUCUGUGCGAAGGAUGAGCGUCGCAAUGAAAGGAAAUAACCCCAACACGUAUUGAAUUAUUUUUCGUCAUUUUAUUUCAUACUUAAAAUGUUUUUUACUACGUGACGAUGUUUCCAAUAGUGAAUAAGUAUCUACUGGUCAUGCGCAACUUUCGACACCCGCAGUCCAGUAGGCCUCAACUGAAUUCUGUGCGGGCGGAAAAACAGCGUCGCCAACUGCAACUGCUGUCAUGUAGGUAGUAAAGAGGUAAAAAAUUACCAAUGUAAUCAAAGAUAUCACAUAAAUUUUGGUAUUUCGAUUUUUAUAGUAUAACCAGAUAUACAAACGUUCACUAAACACCCUAUCCAAAUUCACUACAAAUUCGCUUUUAUUAACUAGUCAUAGAGCUCCAUGCAGGGUAACAUGAUAUGCGGUUGACUUUACCCUAUUUUGGCGCAGCGAACUUUUAUAUUUUGCCCCAGAAAUACGAAAAAUCCAAAAUAGGAUGCAAUGCCUCGAUCGAGUGCUAAGUUUAUUAGAUACUCACUUCAUUUUCUCAAUUCCAUCUUUUCGCAUUCAUGUCGCACGCAGUUCAUGUUCAUUGUGAAUUUGGUAACGAGCUUCCAAAAUAAAACGAAUUACGUAAUAUAGAAAAGAUAAAUAGAUUCAUUUAUACAUAUGUAAGUACCUACCGCGUAUAAGUAAAUAUUUUAUCAGAGUACAUAACCGUUUAUAUCAAAUCAAUAUUACAUUUACGUUGUUGCUUGUAAUAAAAUUUUAAAAGCUUUUCCAAAGCUUUCACCUGUAAAGAUAAAAGUGUUAUUCGCUACAUGAGGUAACUGAACUCUCUGUGAAAUGAAUUCGUUAUGUUCGUGUAACUUGGGUAGUACUCGUAUGUAUAUACCUAAUGAAAACGCUGUGAAAUCAAAUGAAACAAAUUUGUAAGUAUAUAAUAUACUUUGAUUGCUUUCUUUACUUAUACGCCGAAAUACAUUUUUCAAUUAUAAUUAACCAAACAAGGUGUAUUAAAUUUUUGUAAUCCCCUUGAAAAACCCCACAGUUCAAACCCGUAGUCCUCUGUUUACACUGGCUUCAUCGCAGUCGGAAAAAAAUUACAUUACUGUUGUUUAUAUUCAAAUUUUUGGAUGGCCAUUAAGCGAGGUGUGGGAUCUU